Messenger RNA from Helobdella robusta, 1905 nucleotides. RefSeq lists its product as hypothetical. Gene Ontology annotation, molecular function: Wnt-protein binding; Wnt receptor activity. Lineage: Eukaryota; Metazoa; Annelida; Clitellata; Rhynchobdellida; Glossiphoniidae. Gene Ontology annotation, biological process: canonical Wnt signaling pathway; non-canonical Wnt signaling pathway. The transcript has 3 exons. Bases 1 to 1905 code for a protein of 634 amino acids. The record is from RefSeq and is a predicted model, not a curated record. Gene Ontology annotation, cellular component: plasma membrane.
AUGCCUUUCGAAAAGUUGAAUCUCAUAUUUGACUGGAAAAAAAUUGCCUCGCAAACUAUUAAUAAAUUUACGAGUAGCAAGAAACUGAUAUUUUUAAUAUUUGUCGUCGGAGAUGUCACGAAUUUCGUCACUUCAGUUUCGCCGAUGGACACCCAUCAUUAUCAUCAUUCAAAAUUGUCCGACACUCAUCUGCCCACUCAUGGCAAGUGCGAACCAAUCACAAUAGAGCAGUGCAAAAAUUUAGAAUACAACGAAACAAUAAUGCCAAACGUUUUGAAUCAAAUGAAGCAGUCAGAUGCCAAAGAAUCCAUAACACAGUACAGCAGACUGAUUCAGAGCAGAUGCAGUCAGUACAUUCAAAUUUUCCUUUGUUCAGUUUUUGUACCUGUGUGUACACAGUUAGAAACUGCACUUCCUCCGUGCAGAUCGCUUUGUUUGAAUUCAAAAUUAGAUUGCGAAUCAGUAAUGAAAGCUGCUGGUUAUGGGUGGCCAGAGGAGUUAGAUUGUAAAAAAUUUCCUGACGAUAACGUCAAUGUACUCUGUGUUAGUGUGAAUGGAUCAGAAAAGGAUUCUAGUAAAGAAGGGCGUAAAAAUAAAAAUUGGCCAAAUAAGGGAUCAAGAGGGGGUAAUGAUGGGGCUAGACAAGGUCCAAAGGAAUUGUACUGUCCUACUUUUAUGAGAGCAGAUUCAAAAUCUGACUACAGAUUGUUCAUUGGUGAUUCAGUGAUGAAGAGUUGUGGUAUGCCAUGCGGUGUCAAGGGAGAUAUGUUCUCACUUUCUGAUAAAAGAAAACUUGUCAGGUUGAUAAUUUGCAUUGUGGCUUGCAUCUGUCUGCUCAGUUCUCUUUUUACAUUUUUAACUUUCCUCGUUGACACGAGAAGGUUUCGUUAUCCAGAAAGGCCGAUAGUGUUCAUUUCUGCUUGCUACUGUGUUAUAGCCAUUGCAUAUAUUGUAGCAUAUGCACUGGACAAUAAAAUAUCAUGUUCAGAAUUUGUUGAGCAUUUUGAUGAUGACAUUUCAUUUCAGUCUGAACUGAUCACACAGGGUACAAAGAGAGAAGGAUGUACAAUCAUAUUCGUCAUGUUAUACUUCUCUACUUUGGCAAGUUGCAUCUGGUGGGUCAUAUUGACAUUAACCUGGUUUUUAUCUGCAGGUUUGAAAUGGGGACAAGAAGCUGUAGAAAGCAGAUCACAAUAUUUUCAUCUCUUGGCCUGGGCAGUCCCUGGAGUGAUGACCAUUGUGCUGCUGGCCAUGGGUCAAGUUGAUGGUGAUGCACUGACUGGUAUUUGCAACACAGGCCUCACCAAUAAAGAAAUUGCAACAGCAUUUGUUGCAGGUCCUCUCAUUAUUUUGCUGUCCGUUGGAAUAUUCUUCCUCCUUGCUGGAUUCAUCUCUCUUUGCAGAGUUAGAAAUGCUAUGAAGUUCGAUGGUAACAGGACAGACAAGUUGGAGAAACUGAUGGUGAGAAUCGGUGUAUACGCCCUACUUUAUGUUGUACCAGUUGCAUUCGUCGUUGGUUGUGUCUUCUACGAGCAUGCCUGGAGGACCGAGUGGGUGAAAGGCUGGUACCAUCAGACAUGUUCAGACCUCCUCAUGUCCGGGGAGGGCCAUUUUGGAAAUGUUUUUGAACUCGACUUUGAGCCAAACUACCUGCGAAGUAAUGUAAUCUUGCAGCAACAGCAGUGGGCCUGUGGUAACUACCCAUCCCACUUUGCUAAUUAUGCUGGUAGUAAACCCGAUUUGACCAUCUUUGUACUGAAACAUCUCAUGACACUGAUAGUAGGAGUGGCCUGUGGAUUCUGGGUGUGUUCUGGAAAAACUGCAGAAUCAUGGUCAAAGUUUUUCUGUCGCUCGAAUGAGGCCAGCAAGAAAAAUCAUCAGAAAGGUCAGCCAACACUCUUGUAA